Molecule: messenger RNA, 1002 nt
Organism: Echinostoma caproni
Lineage: Eukaryota; Metazoa; Platyhelminthes; Trematoda; Plagiorchiida; Echinostomatidae
Source: the annotation of a GenBank genome assembly
AUGCGACCGAAUCCGUCCCGUAGACAAUCGUUUCUCUACCGCGCGGGAACUCAGUUGGACGGAGCGAGUACUCUGAAUCUGCGAUCUGACGGUCCGGUUCAUUUGGAUAGGGAUGAUCGACAGUUUAUCACUCCGUUCGCGCAGAUAUUAUCCAUUUUGAAGAAAGCGCACGGAUUUUUGGCACAAUAUAAAACCGACAUUCUCAGUCGUGAAUUAUCAACCUCACUUAGUGACAGCACCUCCGGUCCGAAGGGUGCUGAUCACGAGGAGCAAAGUACCGACGAUCUGGUUGAAGACAUAGCCGGCGAGGAAGAUGAGGCCGAGGCAGAUGCUACCGAGGCAGCAGCAGCUGCGGCAGUAGCCUCGGGGGAAUCGGGUAACACGGUGGAUAGUGGAGGGGCAAAAUCACUCAAUCGGCAUCGACCUUAUCUAUCCCGUAUUCGCAGCAGCGCCAGUGGUCUACGACAGCAACAAACACAUUCCAACUGUUCAUCGCAAAUCUCCGAUUACAUUUAUCAAACAUUCGUGGAGGAAGACGAGGACGAGGAGUUGGAAUUGGGCAAACUCAAUGAUGAGGAAGGAGAUCGACUUGAAAAGGCCAAUAGUGAAAUCCAGUCUAACGGAUUGAAUGGAUCGAUCCAUGAUUCGUUGGAAGUGUCCGAUUUGGAAUCCCAUGAACCAUUGGGGCAAAGUUCCGGUCUAUCGGAGCAGAACUCAUCGGAGGACAGCUCACAGCGUCUGUUUCAUCAAUUGACCUCAUUAUGGAAAAAAGAAUCGCGGUUCAAUGCAGAUGCUGUUGCACAAGAUCAAAGCGAUCUGGUUCGAUGGACGGCGUGCCGCGGUCUGCUCAGUCAUUCGGAUACCGAUGCAAGCAGUUUGUUUCCCGUGAUGCCAAGAAUUUCCACAAAGAAGUCGUGGUUCACCGAUGGAGAUGAUAGAUUCAUUGCUUCCUAUGUCGACAUCUUUGGUAAUGAAGUGGUUAUGCUCACUCAGGAUUCCUAA